AUGGGUUGCUGCGGCUCAAGUAUAGCAGUAACAGCGCAAUACGGAAACAAACAGCUUAAGCUCAAAGAGACAAGCACAGAUCUUUCAACGUUCCACACCCACAUCAUUAACGAGCUUCCCGAACUCACUUGCCAAGCUUUUUACCUCGAAACUAAUGAGUCGAGUCCAACUAAAAUCAUUGAUGAUCAGGAUUAUAAAAGGGUCCUCCGAACUAAGCCAAACUCCAAACUCCGGAUCGUCAAAGCAAAGCCUUACUCAUUUGCUUCAGAAAUCUUGAAUAAAUUGUCUAAAUCUGUAUUCAAAAUCAGGCAAAAAGAGCAUGAACUGGUGGGGACAGGAUUUCUAAUAAGUCCACGUUUAGCUAUAACAACGACAGAGCCAUUCCCUGAUAGAAAUUCGCUAAAGCUGUACUCGGCACUGUUUCAAGAUAUUGGCAAUACAGAAAUUGAUUUUAAAACUGAUGGUGCUUUUUUGACGAUUCCAGAAGAGGAAGGGAUAAAAUUUUCGUUGAUCGAGCUCAAUCCUCAAGCACACCAGCUGGACUUUCUUAACAGCUUGACCCCAAUUAAGCUGCAGCCUGAGUUUCAUGCCAGCGAAGGGACAAAAGCUACAAUUAUGUAUUAUACAAGGAAUUAUCCUGUUUUACAAGGAGAUUCAGCAGAAAUCAAUGUGUUUGACCAUAAAUUCUUUUCCUACACAAAAGCACUUAAAGAAGGCUCUUCAGGGGCACCAGUGUUUAAUGAAAAAGGCGAACUAAUCGGGGUGUUUUCUUCAUAUAAGUCUGACAACUUGCCAGGCUCAGCAUUGAAUGUGAAAUUCAUCGUGGAUUUUCUAGGAAGCUAUUACAGCAACCCUGAAGAUGAGAUCAUUUCACAAGCUAUACAAGAAAUAUGAAGAUACUCACUCCCUCUUUAAAUUAGAAUAAAAAAAUCUAUUCCAAUACAAAGGGGAGUUAAUUUUUCUAUAAAACAUUGUUUAAAAUAAAAAAACAAAUGUAAUAUUUUUAAUUUAUUUUAUGAAAAACUAAUUCUAUAGAAAUUAGUAUUCACCUAUAAAAAUUUUUCCUAUAAAAAAUAUUUUGUCCCAAAAUAAAGGAUUCACUAUAUUUUGCUCCAAUUAAAGGGGGGAGUCAGACCUCACAUCUAUAGUUGACCUGAACAAUCCAGCCAACAUUGAUGGAGAAAAUAACAUGAUGUUUUCAGACACCACGUGCUAUUUGAAUAUUCCUAAACAAAACUUAAUCAUCUUUGGCCCUGAGUCAUACACUGCAAAAAUUGUGGAAGACUUACCACCAUUAGGAUCAGGGUCAUCUGCAAUUGCAACGUCAGCUGGAAUUUUGAUAACAGGGACAAACGGGACAGACUCUUUCAGAGAGACUUGAUUAUUUGAUGGAAUUGCGUUUAGAAAAGAAAAAGACAUGAUUAAUGAUCAUAUUUAUCAUUGCUCAGUUUUGUAUAAUGAAAAAGUGUACGUUAUUUCAGGGAGAUUGAACAAUAAGGUUGAGGCUUAUGACUUGAAGACUAAUGAUUGGAUAAAAAUUGGAAAACUGCCAAAGAAGAGGGAAAUGGCAUCUGCAACUGUGAUUUUGGACCAAAUUUUUGUAUUUGGAGGAAUUAAUGAAAAAAUGAAUUUUUCAAAAAAAAUAUUUUCCUGAAACGGAGCUGAAUGAAAAAUUUUAGAACAAAAAAUACCAAUAAGAGCUUGCGGGAUUGGGGUGAUCAAUAUAUCACAAAGCCAAGUGCUACUGUUUGGAGGAAGCUGCCAAGAGAAGGGAAUGGAAAAAAAUGAUAAUAACUCAGCUUGGGAAAUUGAUGUUUCAAGUGGAAAUAUAGAAAGCUCUAGAGGAAUUCCAAGGGCUCUUAAUUUUUCAAGCUACCAGGCAGCUUAUACUGCUAAGGAUGCAGUGAUAUUUUCGAACUCUGGGGAGCUUCUGAGAUACGAGUAUAGAAAGAAACGAUUCUUUGACGUUAGACCUGAGCCUAGUUAG
This is a messenger RNA of Blepharisma stoltei, 1987 nucleotides long. Lineage: Eukaryota; Ciliophora; Heterotrichea; Heterotrichida; Blepharismidae. The record is from the annotation of a GenBank genome assembly.